UCAUUGGCUUCCUAAAAAAAGUUUUGAUUUGUCAUUGAGUUAAAUGGAGCUGCAUUGAUUAGAUCGAUAUACAUUAAAAAUUAAAAAUUGUUCGAUUCUCGUUGUAGAUGCGACACGCGCGACGUUCGUUUAUUUCUCGAGUAUGAAAUAUUUGCAAAUCGUUAUGUGACGUUUGAAAAUGUAGAUUGUAAUAAUUUAACCUUUUUUUUUUUAUAUAUAUAUAUAAAACUUUCCUUAAUUUUUUUUUCUUUUUUUUUCAUUUCAAACGAAAAAUGGCUUUGAACGGAUUUCUUUAUCAAAAUUCUUCGAUCUCGACCAACGUUUGUAUAAACGACGAUUCGAAAUAUCGCAAUCUGGACGAAUCAAACGAGGAUGCCAAAAAUGGGGAAGAUGUAAAUGAUUCGUUAUCGACGUGUCACGUAUCGUGCGACAACAAUUUCAAGGAAGAAGAAAAUUCAAAAAUCCACGAAGAAAAGGAACCGUUCGAAUCUAUCAGUGCUCCCCUCUCCCAAUGUUACAACAUGGCAGAAACGGAUCCUCUGGUCGAAGAGUUACUUAAACAACUUCCCAGGUAAUAUUUGCAUCGCGUGAAGAACGACGGAAAGAGCGUCGAUAGAGAACGAAUAAGUAACGAAUGAUGAAAAUGAGAGAACGAUUGUGGGUCGUGGAUCGACAGAAGCACGGACGACUAUCGCAAACACUGGGAAAUGAUACUCCACUGCGAGAGGGCCGCGUUUCCAAGGACGGAGUCGAAUUUGCCCCUGCCCUCGAGGGAGGUACGUAUAUCACCGGAGGAAAGCCCGGCGAAUUCAAAAGCCGAGAACUCAAUUAACCCGAACGGCUAGAACUCAAUUACGAAUGUCGGUCGGCGGGAACGAAUGCGGUGGCCGGUAAUUAAAAAGUUAUUAUGCCCAGGCCCGUUUCUACUGGCAUUUGUACUCAACCGCGGUGAAAAACUCGCGUUUGUACCAAAAACAAGUGAAUCACGCUCUCCUCGUUACGUUGGCCAAGUAAGAAUUUAAUGGUUACUUCAUUGAAAUUAUACGUACCUACUUAUCAUCCUUGAUUCGAUGAAUUUUGAAUGAAUUACGUAGAAUCGACGUAAUUGGAGUUUGAUUUAAAACCAAAUCGGUGGAUUUAUAUUGUGCAUGUAUAUAUAUAUUGAUAUUAUAUAUCGUAUGGAAUAACGAUACGAUAUUAAAUCCAUCCUUUGAAUUAUUCUUUUUAUGAUACAUUGAAUUGUCAUACAUGAUUGGUGAAAAUGCGAGAAAUCAUUUAUAGGAUAUAUCUGAACAGAGAAAUGCAUUUUCAUUGUCACAGACUUGUACACAGUGAGAAACAGAAGAAAUAUAUCAGUGUUUGGGAACAAUUAAUACGUUUACAAACGUUCGAUCGAAUUAAUCGGAAAAAUUUGAUCAUUCAUCUGGAACGAAUUAUAUGUAAACAGACUAGAUUAAGAUCCAUUUGUCUGGAAGGUUUAUCAUUAACUCCUGACGAAGGUGUACGGCUACUAUUGGCACUGCACAAUUCCCGUAAAACGAUAAAACAUGUAUAUUGUUGGCGAGCGUUCGAAAAAAUGGUAGGUCUCACGGUGGAUACUGUUCAUCACUUCAAAUCAGGAUUUUAUGCGAACAAAAGAAUCAAAAAAAAUGACUGGUUUCGCGCAAUCGGUUGUUUGGAAUUUCUCACCACUUUGUCAAUAAAUUACGCAUACAUAGCGACACCCACGGGAGAUUUACUCGUCCGUUUGGCCAAAAAACUUAGAACAAAUUGGCAUUGGUUACAACUAUUAUGUUUAGAAGAAGAAAUUUUGCAAAGAACUGAAGAUGGAGGUUAUGUUGAAAAAGUUUUGAUACCAGACAGAGCUUGGAAAGCAGCACAUUUUUGGGCACCAGUACUGAAAGUACAAUAUGCUAUUAUAGGAGUACCAGAGUACGAUAUUCACAAAAAAUUUUUUACGAAACACACUCCAAUUCAUACUUUUGCACUAUCGACGAGUAUCGAUUUGAGAUUUCGACAACCAUGGUAUAUCGAUUGCACAAUUAAAACACUUUGUACAUGGUAUGCAGAUACUUUAGUAUACCUAUGUCUACAAUUAUGGCAUAAUCGACAGAAUUUGGACAUUCAAUUAAGACGAUUAUUUCUUUAUUUACCAUCGCUUAGAGUUUUCGAAUUUAUUGGUGAAAUUCGAACAUUAAAAACACUUUGUGCAAUGUGUUGUCAAAUACGAUCUUGUCGUUGCAACGUUUAUCAUGUUAAUAUGCAACUUCAAGAUGUUAUACAUAAUGGUUUUGAAAAAGAAAAAUGGAUAAAAAGCAUAAGGUGUAUGAUGAUUUGUUUUAAGCAUGAUUUUGAUAGAAUGGGAGUUAAAUUCAACAUUGAUUUUUAUUGUUGUUGAUCAAUAUUCGUGUAUUAUCAAUUAUCAAAGAUUUCUAAAAGUCAAAAUCUCAGUUUUAAUAAUUAUUUUAUUAAUUAUUAUUUGUGCAAAAUAGCAUAAAAGUAAAUGCCUAUAAAAUGCACGUUAUAUAAAUACAAAAUAAAAAUUACUAUUAUAGUAAUUUGUUUAUAAUUUUAUAUCGCAAAUAAUUUAAAUAUUUCGUAUAUUAUGCUUCUGUUGUUUCUUGUUGUUCAAAUUUCGGAUAUUUUUCUUCGACUUCCAACCAUGUAAGUUUGCCAUUGGUUAAAUUUUUUACUACUUCGGGAAUUUGGUCCAACUAUAAUUUGUAAUAAACAAUAAUUUAACU
Molecule: messenger RNA, 2744 nt
Organism: Apis cerana (Asiatic honeybee)
Lineage: Eukaryota; Metazoa; Arthropoda; Insecta; Hymenoptera; Apidae
Source: RefSeq, a predicted model, not a curated record